ACUACAAAGGGUUAAACUCUCUCUCUAUAUAUAUUGAUUCAGAAGAACGAAGAACACCAGGAGAGAGGAUGGGAUUGAUAGUGUUGGAAGCAUUAUUGCCUCUGGGGAUUAUCGGUGGGAUGUUGUGCGUGAUGGGUAAUGCCCAAUAUUUCAUCCACAAAUCGGUCCAUGGAAGGCCGAAGCACAUCGGAAACGAUGUUUGGGAUGUUGCUAUGGAGAGACGCGAUAAGGUGAUAACGGAGAAAGCUACAUCUCCUUCAUCUAACUAGUCUUGUUCUGAUCCGGAUACAAAAACAUAAGACACAUGUGAUUAAAGCUAUGAUUGACAUCUUGUUGCAGGGACUUAGUGGAUGGAUUUGUGAAGAAUAAAGUGCCCAUUGGAUGGUUUUGAUUUUCUUUCAUGUUAUCAUUGCUGCUACAUUUUUAGUGAAUGUGUUUUGAAAAGUAAUGCACUUUCUUUCCUGUCAAGAUUGUAAUUCCUCUUUCUGAUAAAAUCGCUUGAGUUGUUAGUCAGAUGGUAUGCUUAUUACCACAUGACAUGGUAACCAUUUGUGGGUAAUAAAUACAUUUGAUUAUUUAAGA
This is a messenger RNA of Impatiens glandulifera, 582 nucleotides long. Its product is annotated as NADH dehydrogenase [ubiquinone] 1 alpha subcomplex subunit 1. Lineage: Eukaryota; Viridiplantae; Streptophyta; Magnoliopsida; Ericales; Balsaminaceae. The transcript has 3 exons. The record is from RefSeq and is a predicted model, not a curated record. Bases 69 to 269 code for a protein of 66 amino acids.